GGAGGGUGCCAGGAGUUUUCCGGGCUCCAGGCAUAGGGUCAGGAAAAGGCUCUGCCCUGCGAGUGUUGGUUCUGGGAUGUUGGGGUGGCUGUGUGUGACACGAGUGUGUGCUCCUCCCCAGAUGGAGGUACAACGCGCCCUGGAGCGGCUGCACAUGACCAUCUUCUCCCAAAGUGUUUCCCCCUGUGGCAAGUUCUUAGCCGCAGGGAACAACUACGGACAGAUUGCCAUCUUUAGUUUAUCAGCUGCUUUGAGCUCAGAAGCCAAAGAGGAAAGUAAGAAGCCAGUGGUGACCUUUGUAGCCCAUGAUGGCCCUGUGUACAGCCUGGUCUCAACAGAUCGCCAUCUGCUCAGUGCAGGGGAUGGUGAAGUGAAGGCCUGGCUUUGGGGGGAGAUCAUCAAGAAGGGCUGUAAGGAAGUGUGGAGCAGACAUCCCCCGUACAGACUGACCCCAUUUGCCCUUUUAAACAGGAGCAGCCUGGAAGUUCCUGAAAUCAAUGCUUUGCUGCUUAACCCCAAGGAGAAUUCCCUCCUCUUGGCAGGGGGUGAUUGCCAACUUCAUACUAUGGAUCUGGAAACUGGAACAUUUACGCGUGCACUUCGAGGUCACACUGAUUAUAUUCAUUGUCUGGCUCUUCGGGAAAGAAGUCCUGAAGUGUUAUCUGGGAGUGAAGAUGGCAGUGUUCGUCUUUGGGAUCUUCGUACGGGUGAGGAGGUCCAGACUAUUGAAGUUUACAAGCAUGAGGAGUGUGCUCGACCCCAGAAUGGGAAGUGGAUUGGAUGUUUAGCUACUGACUCAGAUUGGAUGGUAUGUGGAGGGGGCCCAGCUCUUACUCUUUGGCACCUUCGAUCUGCCACACCCACAACAGUGUUUCCACUUAGAGCCCCACAGAAACAUGUAACCUUCUAUCAAGAUCUGAUCCUCUCAGCAGGACAAGGACCUUGUGUGAACCAGUGGCAGCUGAGUGGGGAGCUGAAGGCACAGGUACCUGGCUCCUCUCCCAGUCUGCUUAGUUUAAGCCUUAAUCAGCAACCUGCUGCACCAGAGUGCAAGGUUCUGACAGCUGCAGGAAAUAGCUGUAGAGUUGAUGUCUUCACUAACCUUGGAUACCGGGCUUUUUCCUUAUCUUUCUCCUGACCCUCCUUUCCAAUCUUCCCUUCCCCAUUUGUUAAGAUCCACUUUGUUAAUUAAAAAAAAAAAAAAGGAA
Messenger RNA from Antechinus flavipes (yellow-footed antechinus), 1208 nucleotides. RefSeq names its product THO complex subunit 6 (gene THOC6). The record is from RefSeq and is a predicted model, not a curated record. Gene Ontology annotation, molecular function: protein binding. NCBI's taxonomy places the organism in Eukaryota, Metazoa, Chordata, Mammalia, Dasyuromorphia, Dasyuridae. Gene Ontology annotation, biological process: mRNA export from nucleus. Bases 77 to 1138 code for a protein of 353 amino acids. Gene Ontology annotation, cellular component: transcription export complex; THO complex. The transcript has 12 exons.